AUUUAACGUUUUUGGUAAUUUAUAGUCGUUUUCAAAAUUCAAAAUAUAACAUAUAAGAAUUUGUUUUUAUUAUAUGGUUAAUGUGGUUAUUUAAUAUCUUUUAAUAAUAUAAAAUUAAACAAAAAGAGCUAAGAUACAAAAAUUAUUAUUAAAUAUUUAUUAUUCAUAAUCAUUAAUUGUCAUAUAUACGUUAAUCAUAUUAGACAAAUCCGUAGAUGUUAUUUAAGAAAAAUGCAAGAAUAUUCUUUUGUACACUAUUUAUCAAAUUAAUAGUUAGUUUAAUAAAAAAUAUAAUAUAAUUUAAGAUGGACCAACUUAUUUUUUAAAAAUUUUGAAUUUUAUUUUCGUGGUAACACAUAGUUACAAAAUAAUGGUGUAAUGUUUGUCAAUUAAUAUAUAAUGAAUUUUUUUAUAAAGGAAAAUAUAUUUUAUUUUUCCCAACACUCUCCCUCCCUCUCUCUCUGUUCAAACACGUUGUUACAAAACACUUGCUACAAAGUUUUCCAACAGUUUCCUCACCAGAAACUGUGUCGAUGAAGUUCAAGUACACGUAGAGGUAGAAGAAAAGGAAGAGAUUAUUUAUCUGGGUCUAGGAUUUUGAUUUAUUCGACUUUGGCUGCUAUGGCUUCUGUGUUGCUACUGUUUCUAGUGUUUGUGUUUGAUCUCACAGCUUUUGGUCUUGCCGUUGCUGCCGAACAGAGAAGAACCACCUGGCAAGUUGUUAAUGAAUCAGGAGAUUCAAGCUACUGUGUGUGUGAGAAAGAUAUAGCAACUGGUCUCGGAAUAGGUUCUUUGUUGCUUAUAGUGGCAAGUAGUCAGCUCUUCAUAAUGGUGGCGAGCCGAUAUCGCUUAGCACUAAGUGGGUCUAGAUCCUAUCCUAUUGUUCUUUUCAUCACCACCUGGGUCUUCUUCUUCAUAGCAGAGGUGUGUUUACUUGCGGGAUCUGUGCGAAACGCUUACCACACCAAGUACCAUGUCUACUUUGGGAACACUGCUCCUUCUUGUCGAUCUUUAAGGAAAGGCGUGUUUGCGGCUGGAGCUGCGUUCAUAACAGGGAUUGUCUCCGAGCUUUACUACGUGUGCUUGACAAGGCCCAAAGACUAUUAUGAGGUUCCUAGAGAUCCGAGUAUUCGAAUGAGUAGCUUGUAAGUAUUGACUAAGUUGAUAAAAUACACAGAAUAGACUUUUGUGUUCAUCUUUCUCUCUCUCUCCCCUGUAGAACCUUACUUUAUAUGGUUUCUUGAUAACUAAAUUGUACAAAAGAUACAAGAUUCAGACAUGAGUUGGUGAAUGAUGCUUCCUUCUUCAAUCCUAAGUUUCUUACUCUCUCUGUUCCAAAGAUGAACAGCAAAGCUAUGUUUACGCAAAUGCAUAAGCCUCUUCCUUGACCAAUUCACCUCACUCUCAUUCGCUGACGCCCUGUAAAAUCUUCUGAGCCAUCUAAAUCCAAGACUGGCAUCGAACUUGAUUUCUAAUCUCAUGCAGUCAUACACUAAUCAGGAGAGUUCACAUAAGAAACAAAUACAAAAAUAUUUUAGGGAAAAAAAAAACAAAUUGCUCGAAGCAUUUUGAGUACAAACAAAAAGAAAGAAAA
Brassica rapa (field mustard) is the source of this 1594-nucleotide messenger RNA. RefSeq lists its product as uncharacterized. The record is from RefSeq and is a predicted model, not a curated record. Lineage: Eukaryota; Viridiplantae; Streptophyta; Magnoliopsida; Brassicales; Brassicaceae.